AUGUCACUGCAAGCAGUACGUCUCUGCUGAGGAGCUCUGUGACCAGCUGUGCCUGCUGAGAGCCCCACGCAUCUCCCUGGCCUUUGGCACCCACAGGGAGCUGCUGCUGAGGGUGGGCGAGGGCCAAGUGAGGGAGGUUUCAAAUGUUCUGGGCCCUGAUGAGCACCUACAGAGCAGCCAAAGGGUGCAUUUGGUUCUGUUCAGCCCCCAGGGAGUGCUGGGUUUCAUUGUCUCCAGCACAGAAGUUCUGGAUGCAUUUCUCAUGGGAGAUUUUUCCUCAGAUCAGCUGCUGCAGAAAGGGCCCAGAGCCCAGAGGAGCUCCCCCAGAGAGAGCCAGGCCUUGCCCCUCAUCCCUAACCCAGUGGUGUGUCUGGAAGCAGGGGACACGAUCCUCUUCCAGCUCAGCAUCAAUUCCCAGGAGCGUGCCUCCAGCCAUUACCCCGUGUACCAGAAGCAGCAUCUCUACAACAACAACCCCGGCUGGGAUUUCGGACCCUUCCGAAGGCUGGACCACCUGAUCCAGGAGACCCAGCUCAACAUCUCCUGGUUUGCCCAUGUGUUCCUGGAGCCUGGCACAUUUGUUUUCAGGGACAGCUCCGUUCAGGAACGCUUCCUGAUUGUGACAGUGAAGGAGGCCAGCGUGAGCUGCGACCCCAGGGACGCCUCCUUCCAGCCCUCCUCCCUGUUCCAGCUGGCCAGACACGGCAUUUUGAAGCAGCAGCAUCAUCUGAACCUGGCUCCCAACUGGGCUGCUAUCACAGCAAUCCUUUUCAUCCUGGGCUUCCUCGUGCUGGUGCUCACCACCCUGGCCAUCGUGUUCCAGCCUGCUGGCCCCAAAAUCAGCCCCCUGCAGGGCUGGAAGCCACGCUGGAGGAGCCUGGGGGAGCCACACAUCCCACCAGAGUACAUCCUCCUUAAGGACAGGUAA
Messenger RNA from Zonotrichia albicollis (white-throated sparrow), 928 nucleotides. NCBI's taxonomy places the organism in Eukaryota, Metazoa, Chordata, Aves, Passeriformes, Passerellidae. The record is from RefSeq and is a predicted model, not a curated record.